This is a messenger RNA of Austrofundulus limnaeus, 4228 nucleotides long. RefSeq names its product lysine-specific demethylase 6A. Gene Ontology annotation, biological process: heart development; regulation of gene expression. The record is from RefSeq and is a predicted model, not a curated record. Lineage: Eukaryota; Metazoa; Chordata; Actinopteri; Cyprinodontiformes; Rivulidae. Gene Ontology annotation, molecular function: chromatin DNA binding; histone H3K27me2/H3K27me3 demethylase activity; RNA polymerase II cis-regulatory region sequence-specific DNA binding. Gene Ontology annotation, cellular component: MLL3/4 complex.
UUGUCCAAAGCUGAAAUUCAGUUCCACAUCGCUCAUUUGUAUGAAAUCCAGAAGAAGUACAGAUCAGCUAAAGAGGCGUAUGAGAGUCUGCUGCAGACAGAAAGUCUUCCUGCACAGGUUAAGUCAGUCACACUGCAACAACUUGGCUGGAUGCAUCACACAGUGGAGCAGCUCGGUGAUAAAGAUGCCAAGGACAGCUAUGCCAUCCAGUGUCUACAGAAGUCUUUAGAGGCAGACCCAAAYUCUGGCCAGUCCUGGUACCUUCUCGGCAGGUGUUAUUCCAGUAUUGGGAAGGUUCAGGAUGCGUUUAUCUCGUACCGUCAGUCCAUUGAUAAGUCCGAGGCCAGUGCUGACACCUGGUGCUCUAUAGGUGUGCUGUACCAGCAGCAGAACCAGCCUAUGGAUGCCCUGCAGGCCUACAUCUGUGCCGUUCAGCUGGACCACAGCCAYGCCGCCGCCUGGAUGGACCUGGGGACUCUGUACGAGUCCUGCGGUCAGCUGCAUGAUGCUAUGAAGUGCUACAUUAAUGCUACACGCAGCAAGGCCUGUGUGAACACUGCUGCCCUCAGUCAGCGCAUCAAACUGCUGCAGGCUCAGUUGUGUAACCUACACCCAGGUAGUCUGCAGAAUAAGAGUAAAAUGCUUCCUUGUAUUGAGGAGGCAUGGAGCCUUCCCAUCCCUGCAGAGCUCACGUCCAGGCAGGGGGCCUUGAACACAGCACAGGCCCAGCAGGCCUGUAAGGGGGAGGGGGUCCAGUCUGCCAACCAUCACACGGAGCCACAGGCCAGUCCUGCUAAGAAGCAGCGUACCUCCAGCCCAGCUAAGACGAGGCAGCAGGCUGCAGCAGCAGGUCCUCAAACACAAGCCAACCUGUCCAACGGGUCUACAGCUGAGUCCUGUCCCCACCCAGGCCUCCCCCACAGCUCUGCUGUCAAUCACACAUCCUGCCAGCCCACCACCAACGGACCUUCUUCUUCCAGUCCUCCUGGGGGGCUGCCAGGACACCUGGACCUGAAGACUCACAGCCCAGCACUGGGAGGAGGCAGCAAUGGAACCGUGCCUUACCUGCAGCAGAACAGUCUACCUCACACCUGCACCAGCAGCCCUACCUGUAGUCCCAGUCCUGCAGAGGAGACCUGGACGAGCCAGCAGCACAGCACUACCACUCAGGGGCUUCAGGAAGGUCCAGGUUCACCGUUGGCAGGUCCUGAAGGAGAACCGUGCUCCUCCCCACACACCACCUCCUGUGUGAGUCAGGGUGGGCACUGCACUGCCUCGUCGUCAGCGUCUUCUCUGUCCCCCACCUCCCCCCAGACCACACCCACCCACCUGUCGUCCCCUCCCCACUCUGCUACUACCUCAGGGCUCCACACCAAAGACUUCACGCCUUCUCGGGACAAACAUGGCUGCAGUGCUGCCGCUCUGUCACYAGGUCCUGAGACCAGCACACGACAAUCUGGAGGGUCAUCCAGCACUCCCCCCACUCCCCCCGCACAGGGAUUGACCAAUCACGUGCAGCUGCAGGUGACUGACAGCUGCUCGGUUCUGUCCCAGCCUGGUUCUCCUGCCCCCGGCACGCUCCCUGCAGACAAUCCUCAGCUGUCAGCCUUUCUGAAGGGACGAGACCACCAUGAAAACCAGGACCACCACAGAGGGUCUUCCUGUGAGAACAUGAACAGUGUCCACCCUGCUGUCCACAGCAGCACCAAGCUGCUGUCAGAGCACUCAGUGACGUCCUCUGCAAGCCCCUCCCCCUCCUCUGCAGAGCCUGUCACUACAAACCCUCCGUCCUGCCUUAACAGCCCCUCCUGCCACAGUCAGGGUCCUGCGCUGAAUGGGACGGAGCUGGAGGACUGUCAGAACCUUCUGAAGGUAGAACCUUCUGGAUCAGCUCAUAGACACUCUGCUGCUCCGCCCCCCUGGUCCUCACUGUCCAUCUACCCCAGCUCCACUGAUGUACUGAAAGCAUGCAGGAACCUGGGGAAGAACGGCCCGUCAUCCAGCAGCAUCUUCCUGGAUCGGUGUCCCCCACCACGGCCGCCUGGACCACCCUCCCCUCCACUGCCAAAGGACAAGCUGAACCCCCCAACACCCAGUGUUUAUCUGGAAAACAAGAGGGAUGCUUUCUUCCCUCCUCUUCAUCAGUUCUGCACUAACCCUGCCAACCCAGUGACCGUCAUCAGAGGCUUGGCUGGGGCACUGAAACUGGACUUGGGUCUGUUCUCCACAAAGACGUUAGUGGAGGCCAAUCCUGACCAUCUGGUGGAGGUGCGCACCCAGCUGGCACAGCCCACUGAUGAAAACUGGGACCCCAGUGGUGCCAGGAAGAUGUGGCGCUGCGAGAGCAGCCGCUCUCACACCACCAUCAUCAGAUACGCUCAGUACCAGGCCACAUCCUUCCAGGAGUCUCUGCGGGAGGAGAAUGAGAAAAAGARGGAAGUGGAGGCAGAUGCAGAUUCCCCUGAUAGCGCCAUGCGGCGUAAGAAGAAUCUGUUCAAACAUCUGAAGUUUGGCACCAACAUCGACCUCUCCGAUGAGAAGAAGUGGAAGCAGCAGCUGCAGGAGCUGGGUAAACUGCCUGCCUUCUCCCGGGUGGUGUCAGCUGGAAACCUGCUGAGUCAUGUUGGCCAUACCAUCCUGGGCAUGAACACGGUGCAGCUGUACAUGAAGGUACCAGGGAGCAGGACUCCAGGGCAUCAAGAGAAUAAUAACUUCUGCUCAGUCAACAUCAACAUUGGUCCUGGUGACUGUGAGUGGUUUGCUGUGCCUGAACCAUACUGGGGCGUCAUUAACAACUUCUGUGAAAAGAACAACAUAAACUUUCUGAUGGGGUCUUGGUGGCCAAACCUGGAGGACUUAUUUGAGAAGAACGUGCCUGUUUACCGUUUCAUCCAGCGGCCGGGGGACCUGGUGUGGCUCAACACUGGUACCAUCCACUGGGUUCAGGCAAUCGGAUGGUGCAACAACGUCGCUUGGAACGUGGGACCGCUCACAGCUCAUCAGUACAAGUUGGCAGUGGAGCGCUACGAGUGGAACAAACUGCAGAGUGUCAAAUCCAUUGUUCCCAUGAUCCACCUGUCGUGGAACAUGGCGAGGAACAUCAAAGUGUCUGACCACAAGCUUUUUGAGAUGAUCAAGUAUUGUUUGUUGCGGACUCUGAAGCAGGUUCAGAUGCAGAGGGAAAUGCUGCUGUCUGCUGGGAAACAGUUGGUUUGGCACAGCAGGACCCAGAAUGAGCCGGCUCAUUACUGCAGCAUCUGUGAAGUGGAGGUGUUCGAUCUGCUCUUUGUGACCACUGAGAGCAACAGCAGGAAGACCUACGUGGUGCACUGCCAGGACUGUGCACGCAGGGCAAGCACAAACCUGGACAGCUUUGUGGUGCUGGAGCAGUACAAGACUGAGGACCUCAUGCAGGUUUAUGACCAGUUUACACUGGCGAGCCCCCUGCCUCCCUCCUGAUGGACGUUACACAACCACAACGGGCUCAAUCACAAACUGUUGUCUCCUUGUUUCCUGAUAUUCAGGACAUGAGGAGGCAGCCCUGUAGCUCUCCACAGGCAGCUGUGUGAAAGCUGUGUGUCUAUGCAACCUGCCCCCAGUGCUGUGCUGCCCCCCAGUGGACCGGAGGGGAACAGCAGCUCCUCCAUUCAUCAUGACCAGACUGUUCCACUGCUGGCCCAGCUGGACUUCAUCUGAACACACAAACACACCAGGUUCUGUACAWAUCCCAUUCAGACUGGCACCAGCACACAAAGACUACUGGAUUAGUUUUUAUUCUUUUUAGUUUCCAGUUUGUGGGUCAACACCAGUGCUUUUAUUCCCUGAUGAGAUGAUUACCAUGGCAGGUCUUUGUUCACACCCAAUCCAUUUAAAAACACUUUUAGUGUGAAAAACAUCAUGUUUUUGUUUUUUAAUCACUUUCUAAAAAUUAAUUUAGAUUWGCUGGACGUCUGAGUCUUUGAGAGAAAAGAGUUGUCGACAAACAGACGAGUCACAGAAAAAGGGUUGCACAUGGACAAGAGUAAAUUAAAUUUGUACUUGUUUCUUUUAUUUCAUGUAAAGUGACACUAUUUAUAAAUGCAUAUUUAUUGCUUGGAAAUAUUUGUCAAUGGAUGCUGUAAUUUUUCUCUAGACUUCCUGCCAUUAAAUUUGAAGAAGUUGUGUGAUUUUGAGCACAGCUCCUCAUAUGUUUUCUAAUAAAACCACUUYUUGUUGUACAGAGACUCCA